Molecule: messenger RNA, 831 nt
Organism: Aureobasidium musti
Lineage: Eukaryota; Fungi; Ascomycota; Dothideomycetes; Dothideales; Saccotheciaceae
Source: the annotation of a GenBank genome assembly
AUGACUGCUUUCGGCUUUACCAAACUUCAGGACUCGACAUAUAGAAGUCUCACAACCUCACUCAGUCCGGAUAUUGUUGUCGGUCUCGGAGAUAUUCCGUAUGGAUAUUACAAAGUCAGCUACAAGAAAAUCGACAGAAUCACAGAUCGCACUGCAAAAUGGAUGCAAGCACACGUGGACGAACGAACCAGGGCUAAGAAAGAGCACGGAGCAGAACUACCGCUGCUGUAUGCACCACUACUGCCUAUCUCCGCUGACUCGCAGAGAUAUUACAUUGACCAUCUGGAAGACAUGGUGCAAGAUAUACACGGACUGGCUAUUUACAACACAAUCACCCUGGGCGACUUGCCGGAACAGCUGAAGACUCUGCCGCGUCUUGGUCUGACCGAACCCAACAACCCACGUGCAGUACUGCAAGACGUGUCUCGAGGCAUAGAUGUCUUGACUCUGCCUUUCCUAAGCGCCAUCACAGACUCCGGCGUAGCGUUGGACUUUCGAUUCCCUGUCUCUGGCCCCGUACCAGCGGAGCCUUUGCCGUUAGGCGUGGAUAUGUGGGAUACAAAGCACGCGACAGAUGUAUCGCCGUUGCGCAAAGACUGCCCUUGCUACGCAUGCACGAAUCACCAUCGCGCAUUCCUGCAGCAUCUCUUGUCAGCAAAGGAAAUGCUGGCUUGGGUAUUGUUGCAAAUCCACAACCAUCAGAUCAUGGAUGAAUUUUUUGCUGGUAUACGCGAGAGCAUUGGUCGUGGCACUUUGGAUCAGGAUAUUGCGGACUUUGAACGAUUCUAUGAGCCAGAAUUGCCAAAAUCAACAGGCCGUGGCCCUAGGUAG